AUGCUCCUCCACGGCCUUCUGCUGGCCCUCCAGGCCAUUCUAGCCUCCUCAGCAGCCAUAACCUCCCCAUCUUCAAACCAUCUCUCAACGGCAGCUCGCGAGAAAUGCCAAACAACCCUCCAAUGCCCCCCAGGCACCCUCAUCGUCUCCAACACCCACCCCCAACUCUCCAACUUCACCACCCUCCAAGCAGCCAUCAAUGCCCUCCCCAACGACAACUCCUCCCAAACCAUCCUCCUCCUCUCCGGCUCCUACAAUGAACAAGUCAACAUCACCCGCUCCGGCCCCAUCACCCUCCUGGGCCAGCAGCCAGACCGCGCAGCCCUAACCGACCCUGCCCGCAACACCGUCAACCUCACCUUCGCCGGCGCCAACAGCGACAGCACCGGCGACAUCGACAACGUCUGGUUCAGCGUCAUGGUCGUAGCUCCGACCCUGGACGCGAGUCUCACCGGCUCCGGCACAACAGGAUAUCCAGUGCCAGCGGACACCCCGUUCGGGAACACUGAUUUCCGCGUGUACAAUAUCGACUUCCGCAAUACCUAUGCGCCGUACUCUGCUGGUCCGGCGCAUGCCAUUAGUUUUAGUCGCUCCAAUGGAGGGUUUUACUACUGCGGGUUCUACUCUUACCAGGAUACUAUCUACAUCGGCAAACUCGGCUCCGCAUACAUGUACAAAUCCAUUCUCGCGGGCCAAACCGACUUCCUAUACGGCUUCGGCACGCUCUUCAUCCAAUCAUCCCAGAUCGUCCUCCGCUCAUGCGGCGGCGGCAUCACCGCCUGGAAGGGCACCAACACAACAGUCCGGAACAACUACGGCGUAUACAUCCACGACUCGACCGUAAACGCAGCGAACACCUCCAUCGCAGAACAAAUCAAGGGAUCCUGCGCCCUAGGCAGACCGUGGAACUCACUGCACCGAUCCAUCUUCGCGAACACAUACGAAGACGGGAGCAUCGAGCCAUCGGGAUACAUCAACUGGGAGGAUCGGUGGAGUAAAAACGAGACGCUGAUGGCGGAGUAUAAGGCGUACGGGCCAGGAUUCAACCUCACAGGGAGGAGAGAGAGCGAAGUGUCAGUGUUAUUGAGUAGCAGCGAGGAGGAGAGGUAUCGGGAUCCGAGCAGGCUGUUUUUGUUCGAGGAUGGAAGGGAGGGCAAUGUGGCGUGGAUAGAUUGGGAUGUGGUCUCCUCUUGA
Messenger RNA from Aspergillus niger, 1194 nucleotides. RefSeq lists its product as uncharacterized. The coding region runs from base 1 to 1194 and encodes 397 amino acids. Lineage: Eukaryota; Fungi; Ascomycota; Eurotiomycetes; Eurotiales; Aspergillaceae. The transcript has 2 exons. The record is from RefSeq and is a predicted model, not a curated record. Gene Ontology annotation, molecular function: pectinesterase activity. Gene Ontology annotation, biological process: cell wall modification.